Molecule: messenger RNA, 201 nt
Organism: Aphanomyces astaci
Lineage: Eukaryota; Oomycota; Saprolegniomycetes; Saprolegniales; Verrucalvaceae
Exons: 3
Coding region: 1-201 (66 amino acids)
Source: RefSeq, a predicted model, not a curated record
AUGCAGCGCGAACGAUUGACCAUCGUGUUUCCGGAGCACUUUCGGUGCCACAUCACUACCAAGAACGCGAGGCUUCGGUGGGACCCGGAAGGUCCAAAUGAAGUUUACGUAAAGGUUGCGGCCAACACAACGCAAGACAAGUACGUCAAACUCAAACUGCUAAACUACAACGAUGUGAUUGCCGCCGACCGCCCCCGCUGA